GAGGUUUGAUUGUGGAGGAAGCUUACUUCAGAGGAAGGAUUCUGGAACUGAAAUGUCUACAGAGAAUUGGUUAUGGCUAUCUUGUCUCAUCACACUUGCUGCAAUUCUUUUCUCCUUUAUUGUGUUCAUUAAGAGGAAGACCAAGAACACUUUAGUAGCACCCUUGAACACUUCAUUAGCUCAUUUGAGCACUUCAUUGUCCACCUCUCCACCUGCAGGAUGGGACUAUGAAGUGUUCUUGAGUUUCAGAGGCAAGGACACACGCACCACCUUCACUGAUUACCUCUACAGCGACCUUGUGGAGGCGGGAAUUCACACAUUUAGAGACGACGAUGAGCUUCGAAUUGGAGAGAAGAUAGGUCCUGAGCUUCUCAAGGCAAUACAGCACUCAAAGAUAUCCAUCCCAGUCUUUUCCAAAGACUAUGCUUCAAGUAAGUGGUGCUUGCUUGAGCUCACCAAGAUGGUUGAGUGUAAGAGGACUUUGGGGCAAAUCAUAUUACCCAUUUUCUAUGACGUUGAACCGUCCGAUGUGCGACACCAGUCAGGGAGUUACGAAAAGGCCUUCCGGCAGCACAAGAAGCAUUUUGAUAGUGCUAUUGUGGAGGAGUGGAAGGACGCAUUGAAAGAGGUUGGAAAUUUGAAGGGAUGGGAAGUGAACAAAGUUGCUGAUGGGCAUCAAGGAGAACUGAUAAAGAGGGUUGUUUCAGAGGUGUGGGGAGAGUUGAAAAGGAACUCAUUGGUUGUAAAUGAAUGCUUAGUUGGAAUUGAUUAUCAUGUAGAAAAAAUGAUGAAAUUGUUGAGUGUUAAUUCCAGUGAUGUAAGGAUUGUGGGAAUCCAUGGCAUGGGAGGAAUUGGCAAGACCACUAUAGCCAGGGUCAUCUACAACCAACUCUCCCAACAUUUUGAAUUCUGUUGCUUCCUUGCAGAUGUUAGAGAAACAGCACAACACCACAAUGGUUUUGUUAAUUUGCAAAACCAACUUGUAUCUAACAUCUUAAAACGGAGAUGCCCUGACAUUAGUACUAGGGAUGAAGGUAUUAAAGUAAUCAAAGACAGAAUUUCUGGGAAGAAAGUUCUUGUUGUCGUUGAUGAUGUCGAUCAAAGAAUUCAUCUUGAUGCACUUGUGGGAAAGUGUGAUUGGUUUGGUUCCGGAAGUAGGAUAAUUGUCACAACUAGAAACAAACAGAUUCUAGAUCCGACUCAGGUUAAUUGGACUUAUGAACCAAAGGAACUGGAUUCUACUCAAUCUCUUCAACUUUUCAGCAGGCAUGCUUUUAGAAGGGACCAUCCCCCAGAAGACUAUGAUACUCUCUCUAGAGACAUUGUGUCCACUAGUGGAGGGUUGCCUUUGGCUCUUGAGAUUAUUGGUUCUUUUUUAUCUGGCAUGGAAAAAAAGGAAUGGAAAGAUGCAUUAAAGAAGUUGAAAAGAACACCGAAUGGCCAAGUGCAGGAGAAGCUGAGAAUAAGUUACGAUGCAUUAGAAUAUGAACAAAAACAGAUAUUUCUUGAUAUUGCAUGUCUUUUCAUUGGAGUGGAUAGAAGAAUUGUUUUCCACAUGUGGGAAGACUGCCAGUUUUAUCCGGAAAGAGAAAUUGGAGUUCUUCUUCGCAUGUCAUUGGUGAAAAUUGGAGAUAACAAUGAGCUAAGGAUGCAUGAUCAGCUUAGAGACCUUGGUAGGGAUAUUGUCCGUCAAGAAAAUUUCAAGGAGCUGGGGAAGCGUAGUAGGGUGUGGUUGCAUAAGGAAGCCUUCGAGAUAUUGGAGAGUCAUACAGGAACGAGAAAGAUUGAUGCUCUUUGUGUUGACUUUCGAUUAGAGUCACAGGCAUGCUGUUUUACAAAUGAAGAAUUUGCAGACCUAUCUAAUCUUAGGUUCCUUCAAGUUGGCUGUGCAAACCUGGAUGGAAAUUUUAAGGGUCUUCUUUCAAAGUUAAGAUGGCUUCGCUGGAAUGGAUGCCCUCAAAUUUUUAGACCAACCAAUUUUCAUCUAAAGAAUCUAGUCAUUCUUGAUUUAUCACGGAGCAAGGUCACGGAAGCCUGGGAGGGUUGGAAUCAUAUCAAGAUCGCAAAAAAGUUGAAAGUUCUAAAUCUCACAGGUUGCAAUUACAUGGUUAGAACUCCUGACUUCUCUGCAUAUACAACUUUGGAAAGAUUGAUUCUUGAAGACUGUAAGAGGUUGGCUCAUAUUGACCCAUCAAUUGGGUAUCUCAAGAGUCUAGUUUACUUCAAUGUGAAGAAUUGUGCUAAACUCAACGGACUGCCUCUGGAAUUUGAUUCCAUGGAAGCUUUGAUGGAGCUUCUCAUUGAUGGUACUUCUAUACAUGAAGUCCGUAUUGGUAGAGGUGUUAUGAAGAAGCUUGAAACUCUUAGUGCCACUUGGUGCGAGUCAUUGACUCAAAUUUCUACCUCAAUCGGUUACCUAAAAUCUCUAUUGAACCUUACAUUAGAUUAUUCAUUCAUCACUGAACUACCAGACUCAAUUGGUUCGCUAGUGAAAUUGCGAUGCUUGUCACUAAGGCGCUGCGAAUUAAAAGAACUCCCAGACUCUAUUGGGAAAUUAGAAUCAUUAAUUGAGCUGCGCUUGUCAGGAGCAAAAUUUACAGAAUUACCUGAUACCAUUGGCAACUUAAAACAUUUGAGAAUUCUUGAUAUUAAUGGUUCUUCAAUAGAGAAGUUACCUAGUGUCAUCGGAAAGUUACUGAAACUUGAAGAGUUACAUGCCUCGAGUUGUUACAGAUUGAAAGGCGAAAUUCCCAGUAAUAUUGAGAAACUAUCCUCUCUCAGAAUCUUAAGACUAGAUUGGACAAAUAUAUCUGUCAUACCGACAAGCAUUUGUAGGCUUUCUCACCUCCAAACCCUUGAUUUAACAGGUUGCAGAGAGAUUCAGUUUCCGCCAGAGCUUCCAUCUAGUCUAGUGAGGCUACGAGUCAGUUGCAUGUCAAUGGAGACAUUUCUAAACCUUCCUAGCUUGAUGAACCUAAAGGAGUUGCACCUUUGUUUAUGCUCUAAGCUGUUGAAAAUUCCAGAAGGUAUUGGGAAGUUAGCCAAACUGGAGACCUUGACCUUGUCCAAUAUUAGCAUUAGCAUCCUGCCAAUGGAGCUUGGUGCUCUUUCUCAGCUUAAGGAACUCAAUGUCGACAAUUGUAAACAACUUCAAUGCCUUCCAACUCUUCCUUCAAGUCUAAUCAUGCUCGAUAUUCAAUCUGGUGAAUCAAUGAAGAGGUUGCCAGAUCUGUCAAAUUUGAUGAAUUUAUUCGAACUAAGGCUUUAUUGCUUAGAGUUAACGGAGAUUCAAGGCCUUGGAAGAUUAGAACUACUAAUAUUUUUGGAUGUAUCUGGGUGCAAAAAGUUAUGUAUGCUUGAAGGGCUUGAACAGCUAAGAUCCUUGAGAUACUUGACCACAAAAUGGUGCGAAUCACUAGAAACAUUGCCAGCUCUUUCGAACUUAAAGAAGUUAAGGAAAUUAGAUACCAAGGAAUGCAAGAAUCUGAAAGGAAUUAGGGGCCUUGACAGAUUGGAAUCCUUGGAAAAUUUGAAUAUCAGUGGGUGCAUGUCGAACUCGGAAAUGCUGGAAAAUUAUUGUUGUGGUCUUGAGUCUUUGAAAUCUUUGAAGAUGCUGGAUUUGUCAUCGUGCAUAGCCUUGGAAAGAUUGCCUGAUCUAUCAAACUUGGAAAUGCUUGAAGAAUUAAAGCUCGACCAGUGCCAGAAGCUACAUGAGAUUGAGAGUCUUGAGGCUUUGAAAUCCCUGAAAAUGCUGGACUUGUCAUCGUGCAUAUCCUUGGAAAGAUUGCCUGAUCUAUCAAACUUGGAAAUGCUGGAAAAAUUAAAUCUUGCCCAGUGCCAGAAGCUACAUGAUAUAGAGGGUCUUGAGGAUUUAAAAUCCUUGAAGAAGCUGGACUUGUCAUCGUGCAUAGCCUUGGAGAGGAUACCUGAUCUGUCGAGACUGAAUAAUUUACAGGAAUUGCUACUAUGUAAGUGUGAGAAAAUUAGUGAGAUUUGGGGACUUGAGGAACUGAAAUUCAUAAAAUUCUUGGACAUUUCUGGAUGCAAGUCACUAGGAAAUUUAACCGGCCUUUCGAACAUCAGAAGAGUUAAGCGUUGAGAGCAAAAUUGCAGGAUGUCUGAUUCUAGUGUUUAACAUGCACCCUGCUGGCAUGGUAAUUGAUGAAACAUCCAUGCAUGUCAGUUAUCAAUUAUCAUUGCAGAACUAUAUUGAAUACUAGUAUUUAGGCUGUUGGAUCUAACAUUGUUUUGGUGUUUAUCCCUACAUUAUAUUAUUGAUUAGGAGCAUGGUUGUAUGUGCUGUGGAUGUUUGGUUUCAGUGCUUCCAGGGACACAUUGUGGAAAAGCUGGAGGAAACAAGCAAAGAGUGAAGAGACAGUUCCUAACGCUCAUCUUAAAGCCAAAAAAUUUGUCAGAGGCAUGCAUGAUUUGAUGGAAAAUGCAAGUUCUGCUGGGACAAUCAAUGGAGAUAGGGAUAUCGAAAUGGAGGAUGGUUCCAAAUUUUCGGGAAAGGGUUCUCCCUUUACAAGCCAGAAGAAGGUGGACAUGGAAGGAGAUGCAGAAAAGAAGCAACAGAUGCCAACUGCAUGACAAGGCUCAUUCUUGUCAUGGUUUGGAGGAAGCUCGUAAGAAAUCCCAACACCUACUCAAGCUUUUUGGGACUGAUUUGGUCUCUAAUAUCAUUCAGUUGGGUGGGUGGGGAUGUUUUCAGAUAGGUUUUGGCAAGAAAGCAGACCCAGAGCCCUGGAGGUGCAGAUGAAUGGAUGGGAAGAAAUGGAGGUGCUCAAAGCAAGUAUAGCCAGAUUCAAACCCAAAGUUUGAAGCUUUGUUCGGAACUACUUUGGAGUUGGAGCAAUAUGUCAGAUAAGUGAAGAAGAAGCAGGAGCAUCGAUCUAGAGCAAAAGUUAUGUCGGAGCUUGAAAGAAAAGGUGGGUUAUGAGAAGCAAGAGGAUGCAAGAAACACAUGAGGUCAAAGUAAAUUGUUCUAGCAGUUUGGAAGAAAAGUUAGUAUGUUGAAGGAACUCAUUUAUAUGUCAUAUAAAUUAUUAGAUCUCUUAAUCUCUCUCUUCUGUAAUUUAUUUUGUAUCAUAUGAUACUGAUAUUCUGUAAAUUUAAAGCUUGUUUGAUUAUUUUGAUAUAAAUUAUUCCA
Cornus florida is the source of this 5149-nucleotide messenger RNA. RefSeq names its product disease resistance protein L6-like. The transcript has 9 exons. Gene Ontology annotation, molecular function: ADP binding. The record is from RefSeq and is a predicted model, not a curated record. NCBI's taxonomy places the organism in Eukaryota, Viridiplantae, Streptophyta, Magnoliopsida, Cornales, Cornaceae. Bases 53 to 4099 code for a protein of 1348 amino acids. Gene Ontology annotation, biological process: defense response; signal transduction.